Molecule: messenger RNA, 966 nt
Organism: Bolinopsis microptera
Lineage: Eukaryota; Metazoa; Ctenophora; Tentaculata; Lobata; Bolinopsidae
Exons: 4
Coding region: 34-438 (134 amino acids)
Source: RefSeq, a predicted model, not a curated record
CGUUUCUGAUCGUUGUAGUUUGCGCAAGAUAAGAUGGGUGUUGCUAAAGCUAUUGGUUUUCUAUUUGCUAUCUGCGGCCUUCUUGAGUCCACAUUUGCCCACGACUGUUUGCCGGGGUAUGAAGCCCACUCAGUGGUAGGUAGUGAUAACUACGAGUGUAUACUGACACGUGUAGUAGAGGUUGCUCAGCAACGAGAGGUAGCUCAACCUCCUCUACCUAAACCACUGGCUCCCCCUAUGAAGCAACAAGAUGUGGUAAUCGCCAAAGCCGUUAUUGCCGACGAUGUACCCGAAGGUUGCAACGCCGUGACUCCACUCGGCAGUGAACAGGGAACCACAUUUAACUUGAGUUGCAGGGAGAACAGGGCUGUUACACGUAUCCAGAUACCGCAGAAUGGGGUACCAGAGAUAAUGUGCUGCCUAGUAGUUAAAGUCUAGUUACCAUGGUUACUAGUUAUAACUUAGGGUCUAGUUACCAUGGUUACUAGUUAGAGUCUAGUUACCACGGUUACUAGUAAGAGUCUAGUUACCAUGGUUACUAGUUAGAGUCUAGUUACCAUGGUUACUAGUUAGAGUCUAGUUAACAUGGUUACUAGUUAAAGUAUAGUUAAUGGGCAAUGAGUAUACUAAAUACAGUAAAAUCCUGAUUUAUCGCGGAGAAAGGGAAAAAGGGAACAACCGAGGUAAAUCGAGACGUGGUAAAACGGGGUUUUACUGUAAUAAGCAUAUUAUGUUGUUGUUUAAUAAACUAGGAUUAUUAUUUUACUACACGAUUAAUGUUAUUAAAGGAGUUUUGUUAUUAUAUGAAGAUGAAUCCAGUCACGCAGUAAAUAUUUUAUCUAAAGUUUUGCCAGAUCCUCUACUAGUAGUACGUGUAGUGUUUAUCUAGUUUAUUCAAUAAUUUGAAGUUAUAGUUUGUUCAUAUUGUGCAUAGAUGUUUGGUUCGUUAUCAGAGUCACACGAUUA